AUGUCCAAUUUCAUCCUAUCACCACGAGGCGAAACCCUUAUGAUUCUUAAAGCGAGGCGUGCAGAUGCUGGAUCGUAUUCAUGUGUGGCGAAAAAUGCCGCUGGAGAGACAGAAGCUGGGUUUACUAAAGAAGACGAGGGUCGAUAUACUUGUCAUGCAGUUAACGAAGCUGGAACUUUGGAUACAGACUAUGAAUCUGAAAUUAUUGCACCACCUAAGUUCCAUCGCACUGGUGAAUCCGUGUAUGAAGUGGUAGAGCAUGAGACAGUCACAUUGGAUUGUGCUGUGGCCACAGAACCAAAACCUGAAGUUAUCUGGUAUCGAGGCGAACAACCACUUUAUUUGGCUGGAAAUAUGGCACUUUCCCCGGAUGCCAUGCAACUCACAAUUCGCUCAGUAUCUCUUUCUGACGGAGGAAAAUAUACUUGCAAAGCAAGCAAUGAAGCUGGAUCUUCGGAUAUUGAUCUAAUUUUGAAGGUGCUUGUCCCACCCAAAAUCGACAAAUCUAACAUUAUUGGUAAUCCUCUGGCGAUUGUGGAGAGGAAUAUCUAUCUGGAAUGUCCAGUGUCGGGAAUUCCCCAACCGACUGUAUCGUGGACCAAAGAUGGCCAUCCGGUGGAUGUCAACGAUAGCAGGAUUGUUUUUGCUCAGGUUUCGCCACCAGCCCUGGAGUCCACUGAGACUCAGACGCACACGAAGCGAGAGGGUGAUGCAUUGUCCAUCACUUGUCCUAUAAGAUCCGCUGUGGAUGCGACUUCAGCAGUGUCAGACAUUUCAACCGACGGACGUCGACUGCAGAUCGCAUCCACAUCGCUCAGCGAUGCGGGACUGUACACAUGCGUUGCGAUUAACCGAGCUGGAGAAUCGUCCCUGGAUUUCAAAGUGGAAAUACUGUGUACGCACCUAGGAAGCCAGAAAUGUCGUGAUUUAGAGGGGCGACAUCGCGCUACUUACCAACAUCGAUGGGCAGCUACUAACUCGCUUUCAUCUACUGUUAGCGGUGUUACUGUAACAACAGCAAAACCGGCUGUUACAGUAAUACCAUCUAGAUUGAACAGACCCACGAAUAGUUCGCAAUCUUUCAAUCACACUAAAAACUUUGGUCUAUCUAAGCGUCGCAUCAAACGAAACAGGGAUUACGAACGUACCUUUUUUGAAUAUAUUCUGAGAGAACUGCGACAUAAGGAUGAGUUAGAGGAGAUCAUGGUCGUUCCAGCUCCACCGGCUAUUGACUCCUCUCGUAACGACCCUUCUCCGAGAGUUACCAUUGGGCGCCCUGUCACCCUUUGGUGCGCCGUCAGUGGACAUCCAUUCCCAAGUAUUACGUGGAGGAAAGAUGGAGUAGAAGAUUACCUUCCAGCGAGCGAUGUAAUAAAAAUCCUUGACGAUGGUCAGAUGUUGGAGAUAUUGGACACUAAAAGGGAACAUGCAGGGACAUGGACUUGUGCUGCUGAGAAUGAUGCUGGCGUCAAAGAGUUUGAAAUCCAACUUGAUGUUUGGAUUCCUCCCGCUGUCCGAGUGUCUUCCGAAGCACCUAUCAAAGCAAUAGGCGAAACCGUGACUCUAUUCUGUGAAGCUAGCGGAAAUCCUCCACCAUCGCUAAGCUGGACUAAAGGUGGACAGCCCAUUAUCAAUAGCGUUGAAGGAGUUCGGAUCUCGCUAAAGGGAACACGCUUGGAUAUUCCUCACAUGGAACGAUCGGACGUUGGUGAUUACACUUGUAAUGCAAAUAACGAAGCUGGCAGUGCGGAAUCCACGAUUCAUGUCGACGUACUUGUUCCACCUGUGAUAGCCAGAAACAAUAUUGACAUGUCACCACGACUUCCAACAGGACAAACACUUAUGCUUAUCUGCGAUGUCGGAGGGAAACCUCAACCUACACUGAGAUGGUUUAUUAACGAAACGGAAAUCACGGAGAGUAAUGAACAAAUCGAGCUGGGACAUACUGGCAAAUUCAUUAAGAUUAGCAACAUUACGCUUCAAGAUAAAGGAGUCUACACAUGCAUUGCGGAUAAUGUGGCCGGCAAUGAUACCUUGCAGUACAAUGUAGAUGUUGUCCAAGCUCCUAUAAUCUCCAAUGGUGGAGCGCAACAAGUGAUUGAAGGCGAACUUGCUCGCAUUGAAUGUCUAGCUGAGGGACAUCCAGAACCGGUAAUCAGCUGGUUAAGGAAUGGCAUUCGUGUCGAAACUGGGGUACAAGGAGUGCGGUAUAUUGCUGAUGGAAAGAACGGGCUCCCCCUUUUGCCAAGCGCGAAUAUCGAGUUCAGUGAGGACAAGACGAGAAUAAACAUUAUCUCAACAAGGCUUAGUGAUGAGGGAGAAUACAUUUGUGUGGCAGCAAACUCAGCCGGACAAGCAAAACAGAAGACACAAGUUUACGUAGGA
Molecule: messenger RNA, 2385 nt
Organism: Strongylus vulgaris
Lineage: Eukaryota; Metazoa; Nematoda; Chromadorea; Rhabditida; Strongylidae
Source: the annotation of a GenBank genome assembly